Molecule: messenger RNA, 2635 nt
Organism: Cheilinus undulatus (humphead wrasse)
Lineage: Eukaryota; Metazoa; Chordata; Actinopteri; Labriformes; Labridae
Product: solute carrier family 52, riboflavin transporter, member 2-like
Exons: 4
Coding region: 108-1430 (440 amino acids)
Biological process (GO): riboflavin transport
Cellular component (GO): plasma membrane
Molecular function (GO): riboflavin transmembrane transporter activity
Source: RefSeq, a predicted model, not a curated record
UUCUCCAGGUCGUGGUGGCGUACGGAACAAUAAGUUGACAGUCUGUGUCUAUAUUGUCAAACGGUGAAUUAGACUCCUUUCUUUUGUUUGUCGGGUUAAGAGGUACCAUGAGCGGCAGCUGGUGGAGCAGUGCAGCGGUGACCCACGGGCUCAUAGCUCUGUUCGCCAUGGGCUCUUGGAUUUCCGUCAACAGUCUGUGGGUCGAGCUCCCGGUGGUUGUCAGUGUGCUGCCCGAAGGAUGGAACCUGCCUGCGUAUCUCUCUGUGCUGAUAGCCUUUGGGAACCUCGGGCCUAUAGCAGUGACUAUCACACAUCACUGUGCUCCUGGACGUUUAAACGAGCGAAUCAUCAUCCACUGCAUCCAGCUGCUGGCGGUAGCAGCGUCCGCUCUCCUGGCUGUGUUCUGGUCACACACGGUCGCAAUAGCAGGAGAGGAAAGGUCCCUGCUGUUCCUGAUCUUUACUUUUGUGUUAGCUUUGGUCUGCUGCACGUCCAACGUCACCUUCCUGCCUUUUAUGUACCGUUACCCCCCUGAGUUUAUCCGCACUUUCUUCAUCGGUCAGGGCUUCAGUGCUUUGUUCCCAUGUAUCGUGGCUUUAGGCCAAGGUGUCGGCAAGCUGGAGUGUAAAACCGAGAAUGGCACAGUGAGGCCAGAGUAUUUAGAGGAGAACUUUCCUGCACAGAACUUCUUCUGGUUCCUGUGUGUCAUGCUGUCAAUCUCUUGUGCGAGUUUCUGGGCAAUAACUCGGAGACAGACAGAGACACAGAAAGAUGCACUGCCUCAGGAGAAUGACAACACAACAGCUGCUAAAAACGGAGAGGAAACACACCCGCUACAUAACGGAGCAACCACACCGGCGUCUGAGGAGCAGGUACAGGUGGAAGAACAACCACCUGUGCAGACAUUUUGGACACAGAGGAAUGUCUACCUGCUGUUCCUGCUCGCUAUCUCCAACGCUCUCACUAACGGGGUCCUGCCUUCUGUGCAGAGUUUCUCCUGUUUACCUUAUAGCACAAUGACUUUUCAUCUCUCUGUGGUUCUUGGAAACAUAGCAAACCCCCUGGCCUGCUUUCUGGCCAUGUUUGUUGUCCUAAGGUCCUCCUCUGUUCUGGGUCUGUUGUCUUUAGCAGGAGGAGCAUUUGCAUCAUAUCUGAUGGCCUUAGCAGCACUCAGCCCCUGUCCUCCUCUCCUAGGAAACCCUGCAGGCAUGGCUUUGGUGGUCAUCUCUUGGAUCUUUUUCACUGGCCUCUUCUCCUAUCUGAAGGUGGUGAUUGGGACAUUGCUCCACGAGGCUGGUCACGCUGCCCUGCUGUGGUGCGGCAUCUCCAUCCAGGCCGGCUCCCUUAUCGGAGCCCUCAGCAUAUUCCCCCUGAUCAACGUCUACCACGUGUUCAAAAGCGCUCAGGAAUGUGUGAAUAACUGCAGUUAACAGAGGGGAGAUAUAUUCUGAUAUCAUAGACAGAGUUUGCAUUCAUGUUUGGGAAAUCCCUGUUUUAACCCUGUUUUGGGGUUCUGGUUCCUGAGUGGAGCACCUGAUCUGUCUUUGCCUCAUCUUUGUCUCAUUGAGAGGCGAGUCCGUGAGAGUACAAACAUUCUCACAUAAUGGGAGCAUUGUGUUACUGCACAUUGGCCGAGGGGAUGAGAAAUGCAUAUGAUGCAGUAAUACCACAAGUGCUUUGUGUGGUGUUUUAUAAAGGAGUUGUUUACAUCAGUAAACAGCUUCUGGUGGAUUUGUUUGCCACAAUAACAGACAUUUGGAAAGCUUCCCUCAGGGACACCAUGAUGAACGUAUUCAUCCACAUUUGUAUUCAAUUAGUGAGAAGUAUUUCCACUAAACUCGAGUCCUGAUUAUGAAAAAGAGUCAUGUCGUGUUAAUUUGUACUCUUUCAUUCUUUUUAAGCCACUACCUCCUCCCGGUGAGUUGUGUCAUAAAUCGUGAUCAUAUUUACAGUUUCAUCUCCUUCAGUUUAGUUGUGCUGAUGUCAGUGUUAUGAAAUAGUUUAACAAGCAAAGCAUUAACUGAAAACAGAUUUCAUUCCUUUAUUUUAUGCUGAAAUAUUCUUGAUGCCUGAAAAUGUUCACUAAGAAAGUAAGAAUAAUCUUUCUUAGAGGUGUCUUUGUUUCUUAUGCUGUUUUAUAAAGAAAAUUGUGUAAUUUGAUCAUCAGUUUGAUUUUUUUUCAAUACUACGUUCUUUAUCUGUUGUCAUAUUAAUGUUUGGGAACAGUUUUGAGCCCUGAUGAACCGUUUUGAAAUAUUUGUCUUUAGAUAGCAGUAAUACAAUGUAUGUCUUUGAGAUGCACUAAUACCUCAUGAGGUAGUUUUAUUAAUCGUUCAGCGACAGCAUGUCUGGUAUAACAUCUUUAAACUCAUCACAGGUUUACAGAGGAAAAAUAUCCGUUAACGCUGCCUUAAUGUUACUGCUUUCAGCUUUUUUAUCCAUUAAAUUCUGAGCCGAUUCACCAAUUUGGGACUGAACACUGCAGUGAUUUACUUUCAUGAUUUUAUUGUUAUGAUUGUCACUUUUAUUGAUUGUACAUUGUUUUGGGACAUAAAUGGAAUCAGGUUAAGUUUAAUUAUGGAAUUUGUCCAUUGGUGUAACUUGUUUUCCCUUUUUUAAGUUCAAAUGACACCAA